GGGCCCGGCGGGGCCGGGGAGCCGAGAAAAGCCGGCUCUGGGCGCCCCGAACAGCGGACGGUUCUCCGCACGGCCGGGUCAGGUCAGACCGGGCCGCCACGUCCGCUUGUACUGACCGAGUCGCCGUUCACGUUCAGGCAGAAGCGGGGCGGGCAGCGAGGAGCUGGCAGGAAGGGCUUCUCUGGCCCAGGGUGAGGCCAGCCGGCCCCUGUGCUGCCUCGGUCGUGCCUGCGCUCGUGCUGCUGACGCUGUGACAGCACUGAAAGGACCGUGCGUCUCCACCAGCUGCACGUUUGUAGCUCUGCCCCUGGGGACAGUCCCACCGUCAGCGGGUUGCUCCGAUGCUAACACCGGGUAAUCAACCCUGUUGAUCAGCUCCCGCGGCUUUGCAUGAGCUGUCACAGGUCAGGGUCCUCUGCAAACGACACUGUACCAGAAGGAUGUAAAAUCAGAGAUUUAGGGCCCAAAGAGACCUGUAGGGCAUCUUCAGCCUUCCUAGUCUAUGUUGGGGGAAACUGAGACCCCCGUGAGCUCAGUUGGUCGCACCUCGUCUGUGACGAGCCCACUGCCGGCACCAAGGGAGCAGCUGUGAGCAGCACCAGGCGCCCGCUCUGCAGACGGCCCCAGUGGGGGACACGGGAAGUAAACAGUCGGCGCGUUCUGGGCCCUGAGGGGGCAGCAGGCGUAGGGCCCUGAGGGGGCGUGAACCUGGCGCUGCAGCCGCCGAGAGAGGCCGCUGUGGCUGGAACCCAGAGGCCAGAGCCGGAGGCCGGCAGAGACGACGGGAGUGGGCAGGGGAGGCAGAAAGCAGAUCCUUCAUUCAUUCAGUCACGUUUAGGAAGCACCUGUGAUGUGCCAGGCACUGUUCCAGUUUCCCAUCACCAAUUGUUCUUGGAAUUGGACAGAUGGCAGUCACCAUAAUGAUACUGUAUGUGUCCAAGCUAAAUAAAAUAAUUCACUUCCCUGAUUUUGACAAGAAAAUUCCUGUAAAGCUGUUUCCUCUGCCUCUCCUCUACAUUGGAAACCACAUAAGUGGACUGUUGAGCACAAGCAAAUUAAGCUUGCCGAUGUUCACCGUGCUCAGGAAAUUUACCAUUCCACUUACUUUACUCCUGGAAAGCAUCAUACUCGGGAAACAGUAUUCACUGAACAUCAUCACCAGUGUCUUUGCCGUCGUUCUCGGGGCUUUCAUAGCAGCUGGUUCUGACCUUGCUUUCAAUUUGGAAGGCUAUAUUUUUGUCUUCCUGAAUGAUAUCUUCACAGCAGCGAAUGGAGUUUAUACCAAACAGAAAAUGGACCCAAAGGAGCUGGGGAAAUAUGGAGUGCUUUUCUACAACGCCUGCUUCAUGAUUAUCCCAGCUCUUAUUAUCAGUGCCUCCACCGGAGACCUGCAGCGGGCUACUGAAUUCAACCAAUGGAAGAAUGUUCUGUUUAUCAUUCAGUUUCUUCUUUCCUGUUUUUUGGGGUUUCUGCUGAUGUACUCCACGGUCCUGUGCAGCUAUUACAACUCGGCCCUGACCACGGCGGUGGUUGGAGCCAUCAAGAAUGUGUCUGUUGCCUACAUUGGGAUGUUAGUUGGUGGAGACUACAUUUUCUCCGUGUUAAACUUUGUAGGGUUAAACAUCUGCAUGGCAGGGGGCUUGAGAUAUUCCUUUCUAACACUAAGCAGCCAGUUAAAACCGAAACAACCUGUGGACGAAGAAAAUAUCCCUCCAGAUUUGAAGAGCUAGAAUCUGGGGCAAAAUUGCGGACUGACUUGUAGUAGGAAUGUGAAGCCAGAGGUUUCAGACUUGGGACAUUUACCCCCUGGGUAAAGCAUGGGAAUGUCUGCAAAAUGCAAAGAGAACUACCUCACGGGCCGCCUCGCAAUGAGCCGACGUCGCCCUGAGAAACACAUUUUGCCAAACCUUACCAGCUGAAAGCGAUUCUUCACAACAAGCCAUUGGGACCUGCUCAGGUAGAGCGCUGAGUGCUUGUCCACACCUGUGUUGACACUGUCCCAUCGCCACACCUGUGCUGAAGAGGAGGUCGAUGCUGUGGUGGGGACACUUUCUUUUCAGCACCUUGGCCUUAAUGUCAAAGGUCCCAGCCAAAGAAAAGUGCCAGUGAGAAUAUUUGUUUCACAAAAUUAGCCAAUUAAGUGCCCGUAAGGUUAUUUGUUAGCCUUGAUUUAAGCUAUGUUGGUGUCUUUUCCUAAUCAUCAAAGUAAAAUAAAAAAUAUUUCUGGGUG
Messenger RNA from Cynocephalus volans (Philippine flying lemur), 2230 nucleotides. It is a transcript of the gene SLC35D2, whose product is annotated as solute carrier family 35 member D2. Gene Ontology annotation, cellular component: Golgi apparatus. The record is from RefSeq and is a predicted model, not a curated record. The transcript has 12 exons. The coding region runs from base 906 to 1730 and encodes 274 amino acids. Lineage: Eukaryota; Metazoa; Chordata; Mammalia; Dermoptera; Cynocephalidae. Gene Ontology annotation, molecular function: UDP-N-acetylglucosamine transmembrane transporter activity; UDP-N-acetylgalactosamine transmembrane transporter activity; UDP-glucuronate transmembrane transporter activity.